Trypanosoma cruzi is the source of this 161-nucleotide messenger RNA. RefSeq names its product mucin TcMUCII, putative. The transcript has a single exon. NCBI's taxonomy places the organism in Eukaryota, Euglenozoa, Kinetoplastea, Trypanosomatida, Trypanosomatidae. The record is from RefSeq and is a predicted model, not a curated record. The annotation marks the transcript as partial.
AUGAUGAUGACGUGCCGUCUGCUGUGCGCCCUGUUGGUGCUUGCCCUGUGCUGCUGCCCGUCCGUGUGCGCGUCAGAGACUGAGACGGCUCAGGUUGAAGAUAUUGUAAGCGGAACCCAUUCACCGUCUGUUGUACCAGGAGGACCACCGGGGGUCAGUGA